AUGGGGGAACUAUACGACCAAUCUCGGAAUGACGCAUUACAACGUCUAAACCAAACAUUACUUCAAAUCGACCCUUACAUCCUACCUCCAUAUCCCAACCUCUCCAUCGUCGCGGGACCGUUGGAUCCACCACUACUCCAAUUAACACUCGCGCAAUUACUUCAGCGGCAAGUCGAGUGCUAUCCAGACAAUGAAGCCGUUGUCAUACCUUGGACAGGUGCGCGGUGGACUUACAAGAAGCUAUGGGAGGAGUCAAGUUUACUCGCAAGAGCACUACUGAAAGAGGGAGUGCGACCGAGGGAUAGGAUAGGAAUCAUGAGCGGGAAUUGCGAAAAGUACAUUGCGCUCUUCUUUGCGUGUGCGAGGGUAGGCGGCAUCUGCGUUACGCUUAACAAUACGUAUACGGCGACGGAGAUGGAGUAUGCGCUCAAGCACACCAAAUGCAGAAUACUGUUCACCACACCCACGAUCGCACGCUUCGACAAUGGGCCAUUGCUUAAGAAGCUCAGUCAAGACGAUAUCAGCUCCGCACUACCAGACCUCAAGACUGUAUGCCUGAUACGCGGCCAACAUGACAGCUUCAUCUCCUACUCUUCUCUAAUCGAAGAGGCCCAAUACAUCCCCGAGCACAUCCUAGAUAUUUUCGACGGUAUAAUAAGUCCUUACGAUGUUGCGAACCUUCAGUUUACAAGUGGUAGUACUGGCAACCCGAAGGCUGCCAUGUUGACGCACCAUAACCUGAUCAACAACUCCCGCUUCAUCGGCGACCGCAUGGACCUCACACCAAACGACACCCUCUGCUGCCCACCACCCCUCUUCCACUGCUUCGGUCUCACCCUCGGUCUCCUCGCUUGCCUCACACACGGUGCGAAGAUUGUUUUCCCGGCAGAACAAUUCGAUCCAGUCGCUUGCAUGCGCGCUAUCGACGAUGAGCGGUGCACAGCUCUACACGGAGUACCAGCUAUGAUGGAAUCCAUAAUGGACGUGCCACGGCCGGAGGGCUGGACGAGUGAUCUCAGAACAGGCAUCGUGGCGGGAAGUCCGGUGCCGAAGUGGCUGAUGGAGCGCAUGGUCAACGAGCUCAACAUGUCAGACUUCACGUCCUCAUAUGGGUUGACGGAGGCCAGUCCUACGGUGUUCAACGCACAUACAACUGACUCGCUGCAUGCGCGAUUGACGACUGUCGGAACGGUGUUACCACAUGCGCGCGUCAAGAUCGUCGACCAUCAGGAUCGCGUCGUGCCCAUCGGCGUCAGAGGCGAACUCUGCGUCGCUGGAUACCAGGUCUGUCGUGGAUACUGGGAGAAUGCUGAGAAGACUGCUGAGCUCAUCGUUCGCGACGAAUAUGGCGAGCCGUGGCUACACACGGGUGAUGAAGCGGUCUUAGAUGUAGACGGAUACUGCACCAUCACCGGUCGGUUUAAGGACAUCAUCAUCCGAGGUAUCCUGCAUACUAAUAUAAUAUCAGGAGGCGAAAACAUCUACCCUCUCGAAAUCGAAGAACGUCUCGUCGCACACCCAUCCAUCACGCGCGCGAUCGUCGUCGGAGUUUCACACCCGCGCUAUGUUGAAGUGCCCGCCGCCUUCCUCCUACACGAGCCCAACACGGAUAAACCAGACUUGGCUGAAGUGCAGGGCUGGGUAAGGAAAGUGCUGGGCAGGCAUAAGGCGCCUGUGCAUAUCUUCUGGCUGGGGGAGGACUGCGAUGCAGAGGUGCCGUUGACGGGUAGCGGUAAGAUCAAGAAGUUUGUGCUGAAAGAUGUUGCGGAGGGUUUGUUGAGAACCGCGGAGGGAAGGUAAGCACAAUGUCACGUGCGAACGUGCCGCGGAUGAAAUUUAGCGUGUUAUGGUUUCGCGCAAACAUCAUCGUUCUCAUCGCGACUUUAUCAUCGCCUUCGCGCAAUUGCUUCUCUUUCAGCUACACAUAUUACGAAUACUCAUUCAUACCCUUGCGGUCGCCUUCAUAUUCGUCUCAAGCCGUUCUCGCUGUCCAGAAAUUGACGCUCCUCGGAGUCGCACAAUAGACGUCAUGGCACCGUCAAAGCUACACCAUCGCCAAUGCUUCUCUCUGGCUCACGCGACGCACUGGACCAAUGAUGCGCCAGCUAUUACAU
Alternaria rosae is the source of this 2114-nucleotide messenger RNA. Its product is annotated as short-chain-fatty-acid-CoA ligase. The record is from RefSeq and is a predicted model, not a curated record. The transcript has 4 exons. Bases 1 to 1800 code for a protein of 599 amino acids. Gene Ontology annotation, biological process: fatty acid metabolic process. Gene Ontology annotation, molecular function: medium-chain fatty acid-CoA ligase activity. Lineage: Eukaryota; Fungi; Ascomycota; Dothideomycetes; Pleosporales; Pleosporaceae.